Molecule: messenger RNA, 844 nt
Organism: Anopheles cruzii
Lineage: Eukaryota; Metazoa; Arthropoda; Insecta; Diptera; Culicidae
Product: transmembrane protein 222-like
Exons: 2
Coding region: 101-643 (180 amino acids)
Source: RefSeq, a predicted model, not a curated record
AAAGAUUUGUUGUAACUUUUUUGGAAGGAGUUGCUGAAUUUCAAACCUGUCGAGCAGAGCGCACCUACGGAAACCAAGGAGGGACCGUCGCGCAGGUAGUAUGUCUUUGCACAGCGACACUUCCUCCGAGAUGGCCAUACCCCCAAUCAACUUUGCCGACGACAAAUACCCUUUCUGCAUCGUUUGGACACCGAUUCCUGUGUUGUCCUGGUUCUUCCCAUUCAUAGGUCACAUCGGAAUUGCAAUGUCCAAUGGUGUGAUACGUGAUUUCGCGGGGCCGUACUUUGUCUCGGAAGACAAUAUGGGAUUCGGGCGUCCCACACGCUACCUGCAGUUGCACCCGAUGCACGUCCUCGGUGGGACGCAAAAAUGGGACGAAUCGGUGAUCAAAGCAUCGGUCACGUACGGGGCCAGGAUGCACAAUCUGUUCUGCGAUAACUGCCACUCGCACGUCGGUCUCGCGUUGUCACUGAUGCGUUACAAGGAGUAUAACAGCUGGAAUAUGGUGGUAUUGGCGUUCUGGAUGUUCUUCAGGGGCCGCUUCGUUGGGCUGCGCGGUUUCCUCAAAACGUGGUCUCCGUUCGUGGUCAUACUGAUCGUCUGCGGUUUGGUGGCGAUGUACUCGCGAUGGACGAUCGACUAAUUGUGCAUCGGACCCCCACGCUCCGGAGUGGUGACGGAUGUUGAUGAUCCUGAUCGUGAGGCAAAUGUGCACCUUCUUCAAUUAUAGGCUAUGCAACGUAGGGGUUAAAAGGCUGAUAUUCCAGUGCAUUGUCUGUAUAUUGACCGUAGCACGUACAUGUGUAAUUUAAUGUGAAACCAUGUUCAGACACCUGCUGGCACA